Messenger RNA from Diprion similis, 9980 nucleotides. It is a transcript of the gene bark, whose product is annotated as protein bark beetle. Lineage: Eukaryota; Metazoa; Arthropoda; Insecta; Hymenoptera; Diprionidae. The coding region runs from base 54 to 8930 and encodes 2958 amino acids. The record is from RefSeq and is a predicted model, not a curated record. Gene Ontology annotation, cellular component: membrane. The transcript is spliced from 29 exons.
CAUUCGUACAGGGUGAUAAACAUUAAUUCGGAGAAGCAAACUCUACUUCGACGAUGUACGGUGUGCAGGCGUUAGUGAUUUUGGCAUGUUUGUGCAAAAGUUGGAAUGUAGCGGGCCAACAAUCAAACCCUACAGAUCCCUCGACCAUAUACUACACCGAACCUCACAGCAAUAGUGUGACGCCUGAUUAUGGAGUAUCAAGCUUCACCGAAUUACCCGGCGGUCGGAUUACCAAAGGUGAAAGGUUGCUCCAGAGAUCCCGGAGUCCCUACGUCGUUCGCGAGGAUCUUUUCGUGGAACGUGAUGGGACUCUGGUGAUUGAGCCUGGCGUUGAGAUCCGGUUUGCUCCAAUGAUUGGCAUCACAGUUCGCGGGAUUAUCACUGCCAAGGGCACACCCGAACAGCCGGUCGUGUUUACGAGCGCUGAGGCGCAAUCCACUCAGCCCGAGCCCAGGUCUAUUCGACUCGUCGAUGGGCCGAGUCCGCUCGAAGGACGGCUGCAGCUUCUUCAUCAUGGCGAAUGGCGAUCCGUCUGCACCAACUCCCGAAAUUGGACUCGGGCGGAUCUUGAAACGGCUUGUCGAGAAUUAGGAUUGCAAGGUGGUGCGUGGCGCGGAUGGUUGGAUAGACAGUGGCCAGCUAGACCUCGUCUUCUCUACGAACAGCCAGGUUGUCGCGGCACCGAGUCAUCCCUGCAAAGUUGCGACCAGUGGUCUUACAGGCAGCUCGGUGCUGGAGCCUGCGAUUACCAUCCGGACCUUGCUAUCUCUUGUCUGCCUCGACAUGAUGGCGCUACACAAGCCGUUAAACAUUGGCGCGGCCUGCGAUUUGAGAGUAGUGUCUCCGACAAGUCGUUAAUACAAGAGAACACCAUGAACGUUUACAGAUCCGAGUCCAUCCUGAGGCAUGUGGACAUCAAAUAUGCGGGCACAGGCCGUGAGUACAACACAACGUCGGCUCUGCAUGUGGAAGGUGUUCCACCACGCAUGGAAUCACUUUCAAUUCUUCACUCGGCGUUUAACGGUCUAAAUGUCACUUCGCCGAAUGCUCCAGUCGUCAUCACAAAUUGUACCAUACGCAGUAACAAGGGGUACGGAAUUUACGUGAACAGUUCAACCGGCCUUGCUCUGGUUGAAAAUUGCGUGGUACUCGACAACGGGGCGGAUGGAAUAAAGUACGUACAUCACAACGAGAAACCCGAUGAGAAACUGGACAGAACCGAUAAUCACGAUUUGUGCCAACUUCCAGGAAAUCCUAGUCAAAUCUUUCCGAUAAUUAUUUUUAUGGAACAACGCAACCAUAAAUUGAACCGGGAAGUUUGUACGAAGCAUAUUUACACGCGACCCGGGCAUGUCCUGACGGUGCAUUUCCUGCAAAUGAUUACGGAUCAGAAUGACACGGCGACGAUUGAAGUUUACGACGGAACCAGUGGGGCGGAAAAACUUUUGGGAAGUGUCAAAGUGCGGAAUGGAACAUUGCCGCAAAGUGUGACAACGACGCGGCAUAAUUUGUAUAUUAAAUUCGUUGCUGAACCUCGGACGCAGAUGAUCGCCUUCAUCAGACUUUCCUCGGGAUACAAAAAAACGUAUGAUUUAAACGUGACCGGCAGCACAAUAGCGGACAACAAUGGCCGGGGAAUAGCCGUUGAAAAGAUACGUUCUGCGCUGCAUAUUCACGAUACUUCUGUAUCGAACAACAAUCAUGUGGCGGGGGUGCACGUCGCUGGUGGAUCGGCGGACAUAAACGUGACGGAAAGUCGCAUAUCGUUCAACAACGGUGACGGUGUAAAUGUAACUUUGUACGGUGGUAACCGAAAUAUAUCGAGGACAAGCAUUUCCUCCAAUCGUGGAUAUGGCUUCGCUGUGUGGCUUAACGACAGUUCGAACUCGGAGUACGUUGCCUUCAAUCAAACGACUGUCGUUGAGUACUCGGAGGUGUUCAAGAACAAGGACAUCGGUGUAUUGGUAGGAAAUGCGACGGGUAAUUCUUACGUGAAUGUAACUGGAAACUGGUUCAACGGUAGUUCGGAAGUUGCGGUUCAAGUCGAGUCCAGUUGGAGGCAGAAUGGAAAUUUGCUGAAACUACAAAUUGGCCACAACGUUUUUAUACAAAAUACGAAACUUGGGAUAAAACUGAGUCCUGCUCUGAACAUGGAUGGAUGCAUUGAGUACAAUCAUUUCAAAGAACACUCUUAUGGCGGUAUAUUGGUGCGGAAUCCGCUUUACGAGGAAUUCAACACCCUACCGGCAACCCUGCUGAUACAACAUAACGAGUUCUACAACAAUCGUGGUGUAUUUGUUGUCAGCAUCGGACUGUCGCCGUACAGCGACGUCCAGAGGCUAUUGUUCACCAGAAAUUUCGUUCGUAACAACCGGAUUCGUGAAGCAUUGGACGAUGGAGAGAACCAGGGUGUUAGAUUGAUUCCGAGAUCAAGGGUGGCCGCUGCUGUGGUCGUCUCAUCCGGGAAUGUUGAAGUAUUUAGGAACAUUCUUCAAAAUCCAGAAUCGCUGUAUGAAAUUGGCUCCCAUUUGGGAGACCAGAGUAAAGUGAUCAAUUGCACUUAUAACUGGCUUGGAUUUUCCGAGGAGCCGAAAAUAUUUGACCGAUUGUUUCACAGGAAAGACAGGUACAAUUUAGCCAAAAUUGAGUAUCUUCCGUACCUCUUGCACCCCAGCAAUCCAGCGGCCAACACAAUAAUAUCGAAUCCUACUUACGUUGCGCAAUUUCAAAACCCGGGCACGAAUUUUGUCGGCGGAGAAGUAGAUGGACAGGAAAGUCUCUCAGCUGGAGAGUACGUCGUCGUACGAGAUAUCAAUAUCAGACCUGGAGGGAAACUGACCCUGCAGCCAGGUGUUACCUUGCGAUUUCCGCCCGCGGUCGGAAUGAUGAUCGCUGGUAAGCUGGAUGCGCGGGGCAAAGAGCCGAGUGACAUCAUGUUCACCCUGAAGGAGGAGAUUGUCUACGAACCUGAAAAUGAAACUUCCACAGACAUGGCCAUGCUUGAGGACGGCGAGACAAGUGCUCCCGUGAGGCUUCUGGGUGGUCGUACGAACCUUGAAGGCAGAUUGCAGGUUCGCAUAGGAGAAAGAUGGGGAACCGUCUGUAAUUACGGAUGGACAAUUAGAGAUGCUGCUUUAGUGUGCCACCAGCUAGGAUUGAGCUUGGAUCCAGAUAAUUGGUUCAUGGAACGCUCUGAUAUUCCGAGUGCUGGUACAAACGAGGAAAUCGUACUGAGUAACGUUCAGUGCACGGAGGAUGACGUUGACGUCACAAAAUGUCGAGCCGAAACCGUAAACGAAUUCGAAAAUUCUUGCACCCAUGAAAACGACGUCGGGAUUGUUUGCUCGGAAGCCGCCUGGGCUGGUCUCAGAUUCAGUCCAUUGGCUCAAAGGAGUGACCUUCAGUAUAUCACCAUAGAAAGAGCUGGUCUCUUUGACUAUACGACGAACGCGUUCAAGCCUGCCCUGCAAAUUGACUUUGCAAGACACUCUAUGGAUGGAAUAAAGGUUGUAAAUAAUCUUCAAGACGGACUGGGAGUAUUAUAUUCCGACAUUUAUUCAGCGGAUGCGGUGAAUACCGUAAGGAACAGCGAGUUUUCGAACAACAGAGGUAGUGGGAUGAGUUUCAAACAGCUUGGCUUGAAAGUUUUCCGAUCGCGGUUGGAGAAUAAUGGGAUAGCCGGAAUCCGACACAAUCCCGCUCUGUCGGCAGUUCAGCAAAGAGAAUUCGCCGGAUGGUUUGAUCGUUCACCCGACAUGACGGUUGACACGCCUUACAAUCCGAUCGUAAUACCUGAAGACAGUGGUGAUAUUGAAUUGGCCAAUGGCGAAACGAAGUACGUUAUCACCGCUAAGCCCGAUCGAGCGAAUCUCGACCGCGUGAUAAAUGUUCAGUGUACACCGGGCUAUGUGAUAGGUAUCCAGCUCUUGAAUCCGAUACAAAAUCGAAGCACGGAGCAGAUAAUUAUCCAUGAUUCCCAUAACACGAAUCAUAAAGGUAACAUCUGGUAUCUGAAGAGAGAUCUUACUGUAUUUCCUGUCAGUUCCAGUUCGUACAAAGUUAUCCUGGAAUAUCACAGUGGCGAUGAUUCUCUCGGUGGUACAGUUAUCGCUCUUACUGCACUCUUGGCUCCAGUUCAGGAUAUUCGUAAUCGGAUCGUUCAAGGACCUGUUCCAACACUGACCGUCACCAACACGAAAAUUAAAGGAAAUAAACGCGGUAUUCUGGCCUCGUACUACAACCGAUACGUGGAUGAAUUGGGUGACCACUUUUUGCGAAAGGCCAACGAGACGAUUAAAUUGAUCGGCUGUGAAAUAUCCCAUAAUACCGAUCAGGCGAUUUAUGUGAAUUCACCGCAUUGGAACGUCUUUCAAUCUAACGUAUCAGAGAUUUCGUUUCAAAUAAACAACACACUGAUUACCGACAACGGUAAAGGAAUCCUACAAUUCAGCCGGGACUUGAGGCAUUCAAACAACCUGUUCCAUUGGAUUUUGCAAGACAAUACCUUCGAAAGAAAUCGUGCUGGUGGUUUCGAUGUUACGUUACCCUACGUGUGGCAGUACAAUGAAAAUUUCACCCACUCGUUAUACUUUGAUAACAACACAUGGCGCAGCAACGAGCAAUUUAGUUUCAUCGUUGACGGCCACUUUGCCAAUUUAAACAUGUCUUUCAACGUCUUCGAUACCAAUCGAUGCAAGACGGGUCUCAUUUCUAUACGUGGUAUGGAAAAGCGUAUGGAGAUCCACGAUAACAGGAUCGAAAAGAACAGCGGUACCUACAUGGUGGAGUUCAAGGCUGACAGCCAGUCAGAAAUAUUAGGCGAGAUGAACGCCAUAUUUUACAAGAAUGAGGUAAAGCGAAAUCACUACGAAAGCAUAACCAGAGGCUUUCAUCAGAUGUACAACACGCCGACGUACGUCGUCGGUUUUCACGGUAUUCAAAAGGUGCGCGUGUACAGAAAUUUAUUCGGCGAAAACACGUUGGAUUACGAACUCUUAGCUGGUAUUAGAACUGCUAAGAUUAACAACGAGGUACAGGUAACGGAAAAUUGGUGGGGCACUGCUGACUACGCCCAAAUAAGGCAGAGAAUCUUCGAUUUCGACGAUUGGAACGAUCAUGCAGUGGCCAACUUUGUACCCUACCUGACAGAGGACGCGAUCGAUUCGUCGAUUUCAGUCAGCUGGGAUCUCGUGACCGGUGUCGAUUUAGAUAAUUUGGGGGGAAGACUUACCGAAACCUUGUCACUGUACCGGCGUGAUAAACCCUACAUCAUACGAGCUGAUAUAACAAUAAUGCCAGAUGCAACGUUGAACAUUUACCCGGACGUUGUUAUGGAGUUUGCACCCAACGUCGGUAUCUUGGCUCUCGGAACUUUGAAUGCUAUCGGAGCUCAUGGGCAUGAGAUCGUGAUGAGGCCUUUGACCGUCGACAAUCCAAAUUCCAAUACGUUGAGAAAACGGAGUUUGAAAAACGACCUGUCAUUGGACACAAUCCGAUUAUGCAAGGAGGGAAAUUGCACGUCCUCGAGCAAUGAAGGCUUUUUGGAGUAUUUUAAUCACACAACUUUGCAAUGGAUACCAAUAUGCGACUCACGUUUCACCGAACGGAAUGCCGAAGUUGCUUGCCGUCAAUUGGGUUACGAUUCGUUGAACGUUUUCGUUACUCGGGAUCGCAGAUACGAGCUUCAUCAGGGCUCACUGACUCGAAUUUGGUCGUGGCCGGAACCAUUGCAGUGCGUCGGAAUCGAAGAGCGUAUCGAAGACUGUCAGAUUCGAUUAAACGGACAACUGUUUGGUCACAAGGACGAGUGCCCGUGGGAUGGUGAAUUCGUAUUCGUUCACUGCGGCGAAAGGAACUUGGAUCCAACCCAGGACUAUUGGGGUGGCAUACGUAUGGCUAACGCCGAAUUCGAACAUCACUUGUACGAGCAUCGCAUUCAUGACGUUAUCACACAUAGUACGGUUCGUCGAGUAGAAUCUGUGCUCAAGUUCGUGAAUGUCACGGGUGCUGGUAUCCUGCACAAUGAAAAGGCCGCAGCUAUCCAGUCUAUUAUGAAAUCCCCGGAAAUUACCCACGUCGGAGUUACCCAGAGUGCUUAUCACGGGAUCAAUAUCAUUUCCCCUACGCAUACGGUGGAGCUGCUGUUCAACAGUAUUGAAAAUGUAUUGGGAAAUGGUUUAAACAUUCUGUCUUUGACUGGAGAAGGUCGAGAGGCGGAUGAAAGUUCGUUUACACCAAUCAAAUCUCUACACAUUCCCUAUCACUUGUUCAGCAUGAUCGAUAUUUGCGACACCGAUAAAGAAAUAACGAUCGAGGAACGAGUACUCGUUUACUAUAAGUACGACAAUAAUCCGGUGAAUUGUGUCAAGAUAUUCAGGAGUACCUACAGGGCUAAGCCUUUCGGAUUCAGACUGCUGCAAUUUGACCUGUUCAAUUCGACCGGCAAGCCUGGACGUGCCGACGGAAUCACGUUGUACGAUGGAGAUAUCUACAACGUGACGGCUCGAGAAAUUGGACAUCUGGAGGCUGGUACAUCGCAAGAAAAAAAGCUGUUCCGAACCACUGGGCCAAGCCUUAGUAUUAGAUUAUUCGCUAACGGUGCCAGCGGUAGCCAUGGAUUUAUUGCAGAAAUUGUUACAUUGCCGAUAUCCGCGAUUGGAUUCAAUCGCGACGUUCAGCACAACGUAUCCUAUUCCAUAGUAUCAAACUGCCACGAGGGCGCGGUUAAAUACGCAAGCGCCGGGGAGGUGAACGCAAUAAUGACCCUGGAGAGGAAUCAGUUUUUGAACAAUUGCGCGAAGCUAUAUGGAAAUAUAACAACCUGCGGAUCGGCGGUUACAUUGGACGUGCAAAAUACGCAAUCACUGUAUUUUCGCAAUAAUUUAGUGAAAGGAAAUCAAGGCGGUCUAUUGAUACGUGCCGAUUCCCGAGGGUCUGCCACGUCUUUGAAAGGCUGGAUUCACAACAAUUUGUUUACCGAUAACUUUAACAAGCCCGCAUUGUACGUGGAAGGCAGACAAAGCAGUCCUUAUCAGGAAGUCACGAUAUUCCGAAACUAUUUCACGAGAAACAUUGCGCCGUACGAGAAUAAUAUUGUGCUGAAACAGGUAGUUAGUAAUAUGACGUUGAACUACCUGCACGGCAAUCAGGGCAAGCAUUUACUCGAGAUUUCUGGAUUCGAACGAGUUCGAUUGCCGAUAUAUCAGAGUACUUCGCAUAAUGGAUUUUACAAAAAUUAUGCAGUGAACCGGGAGAGUAGAAGUACUAUCGUCGCUGGCACACCGGGGCAACAAUACGUUGACAAUGUAUUUUUCAAUCCCGACAACGACUAUGAAAUGUCAACAAUGAACAGAUCGCUACUUGUCGACGUGGAGUGGUAUUACAAUCAAUUGGAAAUGUGGAGAUCGCACGUGGACGCAAGACACAAUUGGUGGGGCUAUAACGAAACCAUAGCCGUUGCCGGAAGGAUAAAAGACCGAGAGGAUUCACCUGAACUUCUCCAGGUUGAUUACCAACCGUUCUACAUGAGUAACAAGAGCGUUUUGACCGGCAAGUGUCCACCUGCAUGGGAAUUAGUCGGCGACACGUGCUACAUAUACAUUGGCGCUCCCAUGGACUUUUACUCAGCAAGAGAUUUCUGUAGGAUGGCCAAUGCAUCGAUGCCUUUUAUAAUGGGUGAUUACAUCGAAUUGUGGAAGUUCCUCAAGAAGCAACAGACACGUUUCGAUUAUUCCGAACGAGUUUGGGUACAGCAAUUAGAGAAGGUCGACCAGUGCACGAUGUUUACGUAUCAAACGAUCGAAGUUGAUCACUGCAUGCAGCCAAACACAUUCAUUUGUGAAAUCGAUCCCAGAGUAUAUAUCGACCCCUUAUCGUGGAGAAAAGACAUAGUGGCUAUAGGAGUGUUGAGCUCGGCUGGAAUAGCGCUCGCACUUUUGGCGGCUGCCAUAGCCCUUUGGGUUUCAAAAUCGAAGAGAAGACGAGUGGAACGUCUUGAAAGGCGAAACUCCAUAAGACAGUCUCUGCACUCCCUUCGAUCGGUUGGUUCGACUUCCGGAUUCACGGAACUCGGUUAUCGAAGAAAACCAAUUUCUCGGCGAAAACGGGAAAAAAGAGUGGUUCUGGUACCACCCAUGCAGACGAAGCAAUCAACCGAUACGCUCAACUCCCGAUCUCUGGAUUAUAAGAAAAUGAUGAACAACGGGAGCAUAGACUCAAUGGAUAAGUCUCAGUUGAAUUCGUCGAUGGAAGACAAUCAGAGCUACGACGUUUACGAGGCGCACAAUCCUCGUUAUUCACCGAGGGCCAGUAAUGCCGGCGAAUUCAAGGGUAACAACCUGCCCAAGUAUCAUCCGACAGCGAGAUCCGUCAAUCCCGCCUUCGACCUCUCGUAUCGAAACGAGGGAUUCAGGAAUCACUCAACCUUCGCGGUCCCGGAUCAAAACGGAUGGCCCUCCACCGGGAACGUCGAACCUCCAGCGGACACCCCCGAGGACAGCCCGUCCGAGCCAAUGAACGAGCUAUCGUAUUUAAAUAACGCCUCGACCUUGCCGCUGAAUUCGAGUCUCGCUACGACCGAUUCAAUAAGCGAUAUGAAGCGGGAACUCGAAGCAUCUCCAGCGCACAGCCCGACCGGGGCUUUCGCACCAUCAAUCCAAUACGACACCGAGCCGCUAACACCGGGAUCCGAACCGGUUCCAGAAUACUUCAGUCCCCCGCCGCCCCAUCCUUAUUAUUACGAGGAAAGGCCCAGAAGCGAGGCUCUUCUGGAAUCCAAUUUAGAUCAGCCGGAAGAAAAACCUUUGCGAUCAAAGAGCGAAGCUUUGCUAGAAACUAAUUUCGACGUAUUCACACCCCCCGAACCUACGGAAUUGACGCAGCUCUCAUCGGGCUCACGCAGCAAAAGUCAACCGCUCGAGACAGCUAUGUAAAUACGGAUAUAUAUGUAUGCAUACAUGACCAGCUGUGGUAUAUAGUGAUGUACAUAUACAGAUCGUUCAUAUUACUUUGCCCUGUUCGAUCCGCGUUUCAACAUUCCAAUAUGUACUCGUUUUCAUUUCUCUUUAUUUAUUUAUUUUUAUUUUUUCUUUGUUUAUAUUUGCAUUAGACACCCGACACCCUACUCUUGAAUGGUAUAGAAGUACUUAGGAAGAUGUGAAGGCAAAACGAAAACCAUAAAUCACAGGCUUGCAUGGAAAAACGUACCUGAUUCACAAUGUCAUUUACUCUGAAUGUGGCUCGUCCUUUUGGCUGUUGGAUCCUACAUUUUUUCUGUAUUCCUCUACUGGAAAAGUUGGAAUUAUCGUUAUUAAGUAACAUAUGAAUGUAACAUUUAUUGAUUUCCUUGAAAAAAUGAAACUGCUUUUCAAGCUGCAUAUCUUUUAUAAUAUCUUAAAACUCGUUAAAACUAUAAAAGAUUUGUUUGUAAUUUCAAUUGCUUUUCACGGAAAUUGAUUGUUACCCGAAUUAUUCGUACAUCUACUUAAUAAGAUUUAAUUCAACGUGACCAGUGCGAAGGUUUAAGAAAGACAAAUGGAAAUCCGCGAUUUAUAGUAUUUAACAGAAGUGUUUUUGGUACGUUUUCGAAACUGUCAUUGAAAUUUUCAACAAUCUGCAUCCUCGUCGAUAAAUCCUGAUAUAAAUUAACGUUGGCCUACCGCACAGUCUUCCUGAUUAAUAAAUUUAAAUAAUAAAUUCCCCUGGUCGAUGGAUUUUAUACACCGAAUUAGACAGAGUACGCGAUUAAUAAUGUGUACAAUAUUCACUACGAAUUAAAGCUGACUGAUAAUUGGACUCUUUGAUUUCGACAAAAGUAUUGUACGACAUAUAAGUGUUUUCGUAUUUUCUGCCGCCACUUUGGAAUGUUUCUUGUGCAUAGACUGUUUAAACACAUAAGUAAGUAUAAACGAGCCGAUAACCGAUCAACGUUUCUCUAAUUUUAUUGGAAGAAUGCGUAUAUGAACUGAUUAUUCUAUCGUUAA